Molecule: messenger RNA, 3042 nt
Organism: Cloeon dipterum
Lineage: Eukaryota; Metazoa; Arthropoda; Insecta; Ephemeroptera; Baetidae
Gene: Sec8
Product: Secretory 8
Exons: 16
Coding region: 104-2929 (941 amino acids)
Biological process (GO): chemical synaptic transmission; exocytosis; Golgi to plasma membrane transport
Cellular component (GO): exocyst; growth cone membrane; synapse
Source: RefSeq, a predicted model, not a curated record
GUGUGACUGCAACAGCAACAGUAGAUCGAGAUCGGCUGAAAACAGCGUUGAUAAUGUCAACAUUUGACUGAAUUUCGUUUUCAAUACGAAUUAAAUCGAGAAAAUGUCGUACAAUCCGCCGACCAAGCCUCCGCGGGGAGUGAAACAGCCGCGGGAAUCGAGCGGGUUGUUGAUGUCGGUCAUCAGGACUCUAUCUGCGAGCGAGUCGAAUGAGCAGCGAGACCGGGAAAAGGCCAAGCUUGAGAAGGAGUACAAGAAAAGUGACAAAAGAUUGGACGAGCUGGUUUCGUUAAAUGAUGAAGAUCUUAAUCAAGUUAUGCAAUCAUUUGAUAAAAUUUCGAGCAACGUCCUGGCUUCUCGAGACAAAAUCAGAUCUGUGAAGGAAAACCUGAUUGCGUGCAAAAUGCUGCUGAGGUGCAAGAGGGAGGAGCUGAAGAAACUGUGGCUUGAGGGAGUUGAGCAGAAAUACACCCUUUAUUUAUUAGAGGAAAUAGACAAAAUCCGAGACGUGCCUUCAAAAAUCACGGGUCACAUUUCCAAGAAGCACUACCUACAUGCCACGCAGCUGCUGGCCAAGUCUUUGGCCAUGUCCUGUAACUCCUUGAAAGACGUUGGAGCGCUGACUGACGUAUUUGCGGAGCUUAGAAACAAGUCGAAGCAACUGAACUCGGUUUUAAUGAAUGAGCUGAGUCAGCAGCUCUACCGGAACCCCAGCCAGCAGGCCGAGACCUUCAGACGCCAGGGUUCAGGUGUCCGAGGUUCAGGAAGGGCGAAGGCCCCUCUUCCUUUAAAGAAGGGCGUUGAUAUCGGGCCCCAGCCAACUAUAUCUCCUAGCACUCACCCUGAUGAAGCCUACUCCAGCCUUUCAGAGGAUUUGAACAACGACAACCCUGAGCAAGAGCCGGAACGGUUUGUCUCGAUUUUGGCAGAGUGCCUUGCUCUCAUGGGAAAGCUGCCUGAAGCUGUUGAGACCAUCAAAGUGUCGAUGCAAAUCGAGUUGGCUGGCGUUGUGAAUCAAACAUCCGCCCAACUCUGCGCUUCGGGCAUGUUUCAACAGGGAAGCGCCAUGCUUCUUGAGUUGCUGUCAACCCUCUUUGACCAGUUCCGCGCGAUCGCCGCCGCACAUUCCUUCGCAAUUCAGAGCCUGAGACGGGCCGCUGAGAAAUAUAAGAUUGAUAACCGCCUUUACGAGGUCACAGAAGUCUGGUCUAACAUCCAAGUUGUCUUGGAACAGUUGUUGGAAAAUUACCUCGACAUGCAGAACAACAGCGACAAAGAAAUGCAACAGACUGAACAGUUCAGUGAAGGCGCCUGCAAUGACCUGUCAGCCUUCUUUGCCAGACGGAAACAACAGAAACAAUUUGAUUGCAGGCCAAAGAGUGUUCCGUUGUUUAAAUUCGACUCUUCGGCACACGCCAAAAGUUUCAACAGUCCUCAUCGAGAAUCGGCACCAAACUCGCUGUGCAGCAACACCAAAAACAUGGUCUGCGCUCCAGAUGCGAACAACAUCAUUGUCAUUUUCAUUCCUCUGAUGAAAUUCGUGGAAGAGAUCGAACAAGCCACUGGCAUGCAUCCAGUUCGCAAUCCGUGCCACCUUCGGGGCUUCCUGAAAAACUUCGUGGACGCAUACUUCAUCCCGCAACAACAGAUGGACGUGGCCACCAAAAUCGACCAGGUAACCCGCGCGUCGGACGCGUGGAAGGCCGUGACGAGCGCCGAGCAAACUGCCGAGAUGAACCUGACGCGGCCCCUUCUCCUCAGCUGCGUCAACGUGGAGAAAUACGCCGAGGGGCUGCACAGGGUGAUGGGCGCCCUGCCUACCUACGCCGAGCUCUUCCUGGCCGUCAUGUGCGGCAGGCUGGCCAUCUACCGCGAGACCUGCCAGGCGGCCUACCGCGGAAUCGUGCAGCCCGACGCCGAGGACCGCAAGUUCGUCAGCGUCGACUGGCUCAACGACGACGACAUCAGUCGCUGCCUCAAGUUCCUGCCCAACUGGGUCGACCUGCAGAAGCAGCGCAAGGGCAACAAGGCCGCCAGUGUCGAGGAGGAGCACCCUGAGGACAUUAAGGAUAAGAAUCUGCAGGAGGCCGAGAUCUUGGUCAGGAAUUUCGGCGGCAGAGCCAUUCACGGUCACGAGAUUUUGUGUGAUAUGGCUCAGCUCAAACGGCUGGCGCAGCUCCAGGAGAGCAUGGAGUGGUUCGCCUUCAAACUGUCAGAAAUAGCCGCCGGUUUACCAAAGAUGAAGGUUGGAGCACCGCCCGUGGCUGUUGCUGUCGGGGAAAUUCCGCCAAUGCAGUCCAAGAACGUGGAAGACCUUGAAAAACUGGCUCAUGAGUUCGAGGAACUGUCAAACACCUGUCUGUUGAUCCUGCAUCUAGAGAUCAGGGUGCAGUGCUUCCACUACCUGCUGCCCGGCGGCUACUCUGUCAAGACUGUGAACGGACUCACCAGCUGCGAAGACCUCGAGCCCAGAGUCCUCCAACUCAGCAGGGCUGUUAAUAUUUUCGACGAGGCGCUCAGCUCCACGGUUCAGCCAAACAAGGCCAAAUACGUUUUCGACGGACUGGGCCAUCUAAUAUCCAAAAUACUCAUCACAUCGGUGCAGUACACGAGCCAGUUGGACGAGUCAGGCGUGAAGAAAAUCUGCAGGAACAUCCUUUCCCUGCAGCAGACCCUGGCGUCCGUGACCAUGAGCCGGGAGGUGGGGCUAGACCAUGCUCGCCACUUCUUCGAACUCUUCUACAUGACCCCUGAGGAGGUUCUGGUCACUGUGAUGGAAAAGGGGCCGCAGUUCCUGGAGUUGGAGUACAUGAACGCCCUGCAGUUGCUGCACCGAAACCGAGGCGACUCGCCAACCACAAUCAAUGAACACUUGAAGCGACUCUCGGACAUCAUGCGCAAGGCGAAUAACGUCGGCAUUACUGUCUAGUUUAUGUUGAUAAACUUCCAAACCAAGUGAUAAUGAAUUAAUGGAUUAAAAUAAAAUAUUUAAUUGUUCGGAGAAAAUUAAUAAAAUCCAUAAAAUCGUUAUUAAAACUAAAA